Messenger RNA from Phyllopteryx taeniolatus (common seadragon), 3273 nucleotides. RefSeq names its product pyruvate dehydrogenase phosphatase catalytic subunit 1 (gene pdp1). The record is from RefSeq and is a predicted model, not a curated record. The transcript is spliced from 9 exons. Gene Ontology annotation, biological process: protein dephosphorylation. NCBI's taxonomy places the organism in Eukaryota, Metazoa, Chordata, Actinopteri, Syngnathiformes, Syngnathidae. The coding region runs from base 164 to 1711 and encodes 515 amino acids. Gene Ontology annotation, molecular function: cation binding; protein serine/threonine phosphatase activity.
UGGCGGUGCCGUCGGCGCUCAGCCAAUCAGCUUUGGCUUUGCGGUGCGGCGCUGGCGACCGACGAAGACGUUCGGCUGGCAUCGCUCGCGGCUGGGCUCGAGCCAUGAGCUUUAACAACUGCUUUGCAUUCACAAAUACAGUGCACCGUGUGUCGUGCCCGUGAUGUCACAGCUGUUCAGGGGCUUGCCUCGGGCAAAGGUGUUGUCCUCCAGUCUGUUACCAUGCCAACAGCGGGGGUCCCGCGCCCGGCGACCCGCCUCGAGGCGUCCAUCCCACAUGAGUCCAACUCCUCCCUCCAGAUGUUACCGGACCACCUCAGCGCUCCUCAGCUACAUCCUCACUCCACCGCAAGUCAACUCCAUCCUCAAAGCCAACGAGUACAGCUUCAAGGUGCCCGAGUUUGAUGGCAAGAACCUGUCGUCCGUGAUGGGCUUCGACAGCAAUCAGCUGCCGGCGAACGCCCCGAUAGAAGACCGCCGCAGCGCCGCCACGUGCCUGCAGACGAGAGGAAUGCUGUUGGGUGUGUUCGAUGGCCACGCUGGAUGCGCUUGUGCGCAGGCGCUCAGCGAGAGGCUCUUCUACUACAUCGCGGUGUCCCUGCUGCCGCACGACACGCUGUGCGAGUUGGAGGCGGCGGUGGAGGCGGGCCGGGCGCUCAGUCCCAUCCUGCAGUGGCAAAAGCACCCCAACGACUACUUCAGCAGGGAGGCUCAGACGCUCUACUUCAGCAGCCUCCGCACGUACUGGCAGGAGCUCAUCGAUCUCACCAAUCCAGGUGACGUCCCGGACACCAGCGAGGCUCUGAUGAACGCCUUCAAGAGGCUGGACAAUGACAUUUCUCUGGAGGCUCAGGUGGGAGACCCAAAUGCUUUCCUGCACUACUGGGUUCUGAGAGUCGCCUUCUCUGGAGCGACGGCAUGCGUGGCUCACAUCGAUGGAGCGGACCUGUAUAUUGCCAACGCCGGAGACGCCCGGGCAGUGCUCGGGGUGCAGGAGGAGGACGGUUCCUUUACCGCUCACACGCUCUCUAAUGACCACUGCGCCCAGAACGAGGAUGAGGUGUCUCGGAUUCGCGGUGAACACCCGCCCUCGGAGAGGAAGACGGUUAUACGGCAGGACCGCCUGCUCGGCCUGCUCAUGCCCUUCCGAGCGUUCGGCGACGUCAAGUUCAAGUGGAGUAUCGAGCUGCAGAAGCGAGUGCUGGAGUCGGGCCCCGAUCAGCUGCACGAAAACGAGCACACCAAGUUCAUACCGCCCAACUACCACACUCCUCCGUACUUGACGGCCGAGCCCGAGAUCACCCACCACCGGCUCAGACCGCAGGAUCGCUUCCUGGUGAUCGCUUCCGACGGCCUCUGGGAGACCCUGCACAGACAGGAAGUGGUCCGCAUCGUGGGCGAGUACUUGACCGGCGUGCACCAGCGGCAGCCGCUGACGGUGGGGGGCUACAGGGUCACCCUGGGACAGAUGCAGGGGCUGCUGGAGGAGCGCAAGGCCCGCGCGUCCUCGGCCUUCCAGGACCAGAACGCCGCCACCCACCUGAUGCGGCACGCCGUGGGCAACAACGAGUUCGGCACGGUGGACCACGAGAGGCUCUCCAAGAUGCUGUCGCUGCCCGAGGAGCUGGCCCGCAUGUACCGCGACGACAUCACCAUCAUCGUCUCGCAGUUCAACCCGCACGUGAUCGGGGCGCGGCGCCAGGAAGCGUAAACGCACGCGCGCACACACACACACACACACACUUGUUUUCAGAUUGUUUCAUCAAUAACGGCAAAGACAGUUGUGGGGAAAAAAUAUCAAAUUUAUACAUUUUUUGAUGCCACCUUAGUUUUCUGUGUGUAAAUGUCUCCUGUGCUGAAACAGUAAAGACAAAAGUGCAUAACGGGAAAGACAUGAACCGCUUCAUAAAAAAUGCUGAGAGUUGCACGAUUCCCAUGCGCUGCUCUUCAAACUCUGCGUGUACAAGCGCAGAAAUGAUCCCAACUACUCGAUACAAUCGUAAUAACGGCGAAGACAUGCAGUCGUUCCGACAUGUUCACACAUUCAUAUCUCUGAAAUAACAGCAUUUAUUUUGCUGUCUGCUAUUGUGUGAAGGCAAAAAUGCAGUAACGUAUCCUGGCACUUUAAGCUCGCCGUUCCCUGCGGUGUAUUGCAACGACAUCAUGAGUGACGUUAACGCUAAAGACACAUUGAAUGACAAAGGAGCAUUUGUAAAAGAAGCACACACACACACGAAAACACUGAGCUGCAUUUGUCAUCGUUUUCAUGUCAAAGGCAAAUUAAGCAAGAGGGGAAACAUCCAAAAAUGUGAUUGGCAUCUUCAGAAAAUAUGUAGCAAAUCAUGGAAUUUCAUUUUGGACAUCUAACAGUAAAGACAUUUUAGCAUUAAAAUUACUUUAGAAUAUCUUUUUUUCUUCUAAGAAACAGUUAUGACCUUUUGAUGGAUAACAACUGCCUAUAAUUCUAAUACUCAUCAGUAAAAGUAAUCGAUUUUCAAAAGGAAAUUCAGUGAGCCAUGUCUUUCCCAUUAUUGAUCAAAUUAUAUGAAAAUGACCCUUAUAGAUUUUAUUACCCGACUUUAUUUUCUAAUUAUUUAUGGGGUGGGGGGGGGGGGGGGGGGGACACACGUUUACACACAGGAAAGAUCCACUUUCUUAUGUAGUUGCCGUUUUUGCGAUACUGACGCUUCGGUUUUCUGGCGGGCAAGACGCUGUUACCAACUUCUUUCGUGCCAAAAGAUCCUGAGCUGAAAACUGAGGUGUGGUACGAUAUUUUGUGGAAAAAAGACAAUCUAAAAAGAGUUACCUAAGGCUGCACACAAAUGUUAUUAUUCAGAAGCAAUUUGUUUUGUCAUUGUCUUCAUGGGAAAUCCUUCACAUUUUAUCAACGCUCCCAUUUUUUUUUUCCACCCCCCCCAGUUUAUUAUUUUGUGUAUAUUUUCCCGUCAAAGGCUGUGUACAUUGGCUUUUGUCAAGGUUUAAGGGACGUUAAGUGUCGUAGCAUUAGCACAAUAGCAGCGUGUCGGACGGCCCGUUAGGGCUUUAAUUGUAAAUUGUUGAAUCGUUUUUGCCAGCGCACUCCAGUUCUACAUCGAUCUCUGCCAUCUUUUAUCGUGUUGAAACUGCAGUACAAAAGCAGAUUGUACACUUUGCAACAACUCGUUGAAUAUUUAUUCCACAUUAUGUUACAAGCAUCAGUCUUUAUUUGUGGUAUAUGUAUAAAUUAUCAAAUCGGUCCUAUUUUGUAGAUGGCAUAAUAAAUAGUAAAAGAUG